AUGGAUCGUCGGAGUAUAAUUGGCGACCCGGAUAAACUUCUUGAGUCCCUGCGGGACCACCUAACUGAGGCUGGAGGGAUCCGAGAGAAAUCCAUAUCUGAGUUGGUCUCUCUAAUGUCUAAUACCAACGGGAAACUCGUUCCAAAAUGCAUUUCUCUUUGCAUAAUAUCAGCCUCCGAGCCGUCCGUGCAGUCGCUUUUGUGUGAUACUGACGCGUGGGAUAUCCUUCUCAAAUGGCUGCAAGAGUCCCUGAAGGAGGAGAAUUUCUCCUUUUUGGUUGAGCUGAUGCAAGUCUACCAUGAUCUGCCUGUCACCCUGGAGCAACUCACGCGCAACGUUUGUCCGAAAUUGAUAAACUCUCUGUCAAAGAAGUCUGACAAUGAAGAUGUCCGUUCACUUGCAACAGAAAUAGUAAAGAAGUGGAAGGGUGUUAUCAAUAGGAACUCACGCAAGGAUAGCACAGAGGCGCAGACGAGAAAGCGAAAGCUAGAGUCUGUCAAGGAGAAUGCCUCCGCUGGUGACCCGCCAUCUGCAACCAAAGAGGUGAAGAGGAGGAGGUCUACUGUCAAAGUGCCGCCUACCGUGAUGAGGACUGCUGGCAUUGAAGAAGCCAAUGAUCAAGUCGUACUUAAGUCUAGGUCAGAAGUCCUUGCAAAGAAGAGGUAUAUUGAUUGCCCUCAUUACAACUUGUAUAGCAAAACCGAAAUUGAAAAGGUGGAACCGGUUGGGCCUAUCGAAUCUUUUCACCAGAAGAUAACAGUAACUCCCGCAGAGCCCAAGAAAUCACCUCAUGAAAUUCACGAGAGUUUUAGCUUUAUAAAUGCUCUUGCGAACUCGCAGCCGGUGGUCCGGAAAAAGCGCAAGGUUUGUAAAAUGGAAUCACUAAGUAAUCCUCCUGAAUCGGGACCGGAAUCCGAAGGUCUGAAAGCGUCCUCUUUUGAAUCGGCUAAUUCUGAAGCCCAAGACUUUAAGUUGUCUUCCGAUCUGGAGUCUCAAAAGAGGUCAUCCAUCACCAGCUUUACUACUUUCGCUGUUGACAAAAGGCCCAGGAAGCGUGUUACUUGGGCUCCUGAGGAAUCUCUGCAGCAGAUAAGCUAUUUUGAAGUGGAUGACUCCGAAAGAGUUAAUGUUACACGUUUCUCUUUGGCGGAAAUUCGUCAGAAGGAGCAUUCUCUUGAACGUCAACUUUUUAAACGGCACGAAGAAGUCGAAAUUAAGGAUGCUAAAUGGUAUCCUCCGAUUCCUUUGGAAUUAACUCUAUCGAUCGAACCGGGCUGCAAAUCUGUCGAACGUCAAGUUCAGCUGGAUCGGGAGCGCUUUGUUCUUCAAGCUAUUUAUUUUACUCGUGAGAGUAUACCGUUUUCUCCAGAAGAACCUGAAAAAGAGGAAUUUGAGGCCAAAAUGGCUGUUGAGAUUCCAUUAGAAGAUUUGCACGCAAAGGAUCUUCUAGUAGUAAACGACAAGGGCGAUGGGAAUUCUCAGAUGUCUCUUAAUCCAGAAGUUGCCAAUCUCGUUAAAUCGCUCGUACUGAAUUUCAACCAGGAUAAUAGUAAAGCUCCAACGCCUGCAGUAACGACAGCAGUCUCCCCAACGGCGCCUUUUAAUCAGACUUCUAGCAUCAACACAUCUCCUGACCAGGCUGCAGGUUAUGGGAGCCAAGAUCACAGCGAAGGUCCAAUGCGCCCUGACAUGGGGCCUCCCAGGAUGCUGGGUCCCCCAUUCAUGUCGGGAGAGCGUUGUCCUCCACCACACAAUGGUAUGCGACCUCGUGGACCUCCAAUGCGUCCCCCAUUGGGUCCAGGAGGCCCUAUGCCCUAUCGCCAUCCUCAAUAUGCGCCUCCAGAUGUUCCGCCGCCGCGCUUCGCUAGGGGCCCCAUGCCUCCUCCACCAUUCCGCGGUCCACCACCCUCCAUGUACGGCGGGGGCAGACCCCCCAUGAAUGGGCCUGGUAGUGGCGGUGGCCGACGAGGCGGUCGAGUCGAACAGGUGUGCAAGUUCUUCCAACAGGAAUUGGAACUCUCCUUGGUCAUUGACUCGACGCAGUGGACCGGUAUCUCCGAAUAUGCGCAACAGCCGUUUCUUCGUGUCGCCAUUCACUGGUAA
Messenger RNA from Echinococcus granulosus, 2103 nucleotides. Its product is annotated as Serine/threonine-protein phosphatase 1 regulatory subunit. The transcript has 10 exons. Bases 1 to 2103 code for a protein of 700 amino acids. The record is from RefSeq and is a predicted model, not a curated record. Gene Ontology annotation, cellular component: nucleus. NCBI's taxonomy places the organism in Eukaryota, Metazoa, Platyhelminthes, Cestoda, Cyclophyllidea, Taeniidae.